AUGUAUACAUACCAUACAUACGUGUGUCACGUCACACACUAUCAAAAACGCGCACGCGUGUGCGCGGUAUGGAGUACAGGAAGGGGUGACGGAAUACGGAAUCAGGUGUGCAUCAUUCUGCGGAGUCGUGGCGGUAGAGUUAUUUCGAGUUGAGUUUACGGUCAUUCGGCGCAUCAUCGUCAAUCAUUGAAAUCGGAAUAUCCGCUUCCGUCACGGAGUCGCGACGCAUGUAGACUAUUGUAGACGAGAGCUGAACGGUCGAGGGGCGGAGAAGAAAGGGGACUAAGGGGAGCGCGAGAGCGUUACUCGAACCCGGCUUCGUAACCGAAACCGACCGACCGUCGUCCCGAUCGAUUCGCUCGUCGACGCGACGCGCGGAGGCUUCAUCGUCGUUCCAUCCGCACCACCAUGGAGGCCCUGAUACCUGUGAUAAACAAGCUGCAGGACGUGUUCAACACCGUCGGCGCUACCGCGCUGCAACUGCCGCAGAUCGUCGUUCUGGGCACGCAGAGUUCAGGGAAGUCAUCUGUAAUAGAGAGCUUGGUGGGCCGUUCUUUUCUACCACGAGGGACUGGUAUCGUCACGCGACGUCCGUUAAUACUGCAACUUGUAUAUACACCGAGAGACGAUCGAGAACACAGAAGCGCCGAGAAUGGCACCCUGGACUUGGAGGAAUGGGGAAUGUUUCUGCACACAAAGAACAGGAUUUACAAGGAUUUCGAUGACAUUCGCAUGGAGAUCGAGGCCGAAACUGACAGAAUGGCUGGGGCUAACAAAGGAAUCUGUCCAGAACCAAUUAAUCUUAAAAUAUAUUCGACGUCUGUUGUUAAUCUGACGCUUAUAGACCUACCUGGUAUUACGAAAGUGCCAGUAGGUGACCAGCCGGAAGACAUCGAGUCUCAGAUACAUGAGCUCGUAUCAAAGUACAUAUGUAGUCCGAACUCUAUAAUUUUAGCAGUUGUCACUGCCAAUACUGACAUGGCUACAAGCGAGAGUUUAAAGUUCAGCAAAGACGUUGAUCCAGAUGGCAGACGAACGCUGGCAGUCGUUACAAAAUUAGAUCUCAUGGAUGCUGGAACUGACGCUAUAGAUAUUCUAUGUGGCAGAGUCAUCCCGGUAAAAUUGGGUAUUAUAGGUGUAGUCAAUCGUUCUCAACAAGAUAUAAUGAAUAACAAGAGUAUUAAGGAAGCGUUGAAGGAUGAAGCCACAUUCUUGCAACGUAAAUAUCCAACUUUGGCUAACAGAAACGGCACUCCUUACUUAGCAAAAACUCUUAAUCGUUUACUUAUGCAACAUAUUAGGGAUUGCUUGCCAGAGUUGAAGAACAGAGUAAAUACAAUGGUCGGGCAGUAUCAAACCUUGCUUAAUUCCUAUGGUGGAGAUGUCGAAGACAAAAGCCAAACCUUGCUACAGAUCAUUACAAAGUUUGCAAACAGCUAUUGCGCUACGAUAGAGGGAACGGCGAGAAACAUAGACACCACCGCGCUGUGCGGCGGCGCUCGCAUUUGCUAUAUAUUUCACGAGGCGUUUGGUAAAACGCUCGAUUCGAUUAAUCCACUGGCAGAUCUCAGUAAAGGUGACAUAUUGACCGCUAUUCGCAAUGCAACCGGUCCAAGACCGGCUCUCUUUGUGCCAGAAGUUUCUUUUGAAUUAUUAGUUAAACGGCAAAUACGGAAGUUGGAGGAUCCUUCGUUACGGUGCGUAGAGCUUGUGCAUGAAGAACUGCAGAGUAUAAUACAGCAUUGUGGUACUGAAGUGCAACAGGAGAUACUACGUUUCCCUAAACUGCACGAGCGUAUCGUCGAUGUUGUUACGCAUUUGCUACGUAGACGACUCCCACCUACCAAUUCAAUGGUAGAGAACUUGGUUGCCAUAGAAUUGGCAUACAUUAACACUAAGCAUCCCGACUUUCACAAAGAUGCAGCAUUUGUGUCAUCUUUACUGAAAGAUACUGAUGUAGAUCACUUGAGGCACAACAAACGAUUAACUUCAGCAUCCAAUACUAUAAUUACUAAUGAUAUUGUAAAAUCAGUCAAUAAUCAAGAUGAGAUGAACUCUGUUUCCAAUCAGAUUAGAGAACAGCAAGGACAGCAAAAUAACUGGCUGUUAAGUAGCUUACUACAGGGAAGAACGGAGUCAACUAGUUCCGCGGAUGGUUCUCCAGUCAGAAUGCGUGAAAAUAGUAACUCUCCGAAUCCAGCGAUCGAACUGCAAAAAGCAUCCCCGCAACAAAAACCAGUAAAUCUGCUCCCGGCGGUACCGAUACAGACAUCUCGAAAACUUAGCGAUCGUGAGCAACGGGAUUGUGAUAUUAUCGAAAGGCUCAUAAGAUCAUACUUUUAUAUUGUACGGAAAUCCAUCCAGGAUAGUGUACCAAAGGCUGUUAUGCAUUUCCUAGUCAACUAUGUGAAAGAUAAUUUACAAAGCGAACUUGUCACACAUUUGUACAAAUCAGAUCAGGCUGAGGCCUUGUUGAUUGAGAGCGAACACAUCGCUGUUAGGCGUAAAGAAACAGCAGACAUGCUUAAGGCAUUGACUCAAGCAGGUCACAUCAUUAGCGAAAUUAGAGAAACGCACAUGUGGUAAUCAAAUGCCUAAACCGUCAUCACCGGAUUCUAGUUGAAUUUAUUAUUACAUCUCUGUGUUUUAAUGAACUGAGUUAAAGGAUGUACUUUACCAAUGUAUAUGAUGAAAUUAAUGUACAUAACUCUUGUCUUUCUCACGCAAGUAAGGUAUAUGUAUCGCUAUUGAGAAUCAAUGGUCCUGAUAUGUUACGUCACCCGUUUUUAUAGUAUGAGCAUGAAGGAGGUAUAUCGUACAUAAAAUACGCGUUUGUGCAACCGGGUUAUUCGAUUCAAAAGAUGUAAUUCGGGCUCGAUUUUUUAUUAUCUUCAGCAUUCGAUAUAGAUGCUGAUGACCUAUGAUUAUAAAUCGUUGAAUUGAUUAACUCUUGAAUAACUCGUUUUGUAUCACGCAUUUUACCACGGAAUUAUGUUUCUUAAUUACUUAGUCUAAUGUUGCAUUGCCUCGCGUUACAGUGAUCGUAAAUGAGAGUGUAAUUGAGGAUCAUUGUUCUGUGUAUUUUUUAGUUAUGCUGUUUGCAUAAUUUUUCUUUCCAGGAAUAGAAAACUGGAA
This is a messenger RNA of Temnothorax curvispinosus, 3135 nucleotides long. RefSeq names its product dynamin-1-like protein (gene Drp1). Gene Ontology annotation, biological process: mitochondrial fission. The record is from RefSeq and is a predicted model, not a curated record. The transcript has 8 exons. Bases 409 to 2586 code for a protein of 725 amino acids. Gene Ontology annotation, molecular function: GTP binding; GTPase activity; microtubule binding. Gene Ontology annotation, cellular component: cytoplasm; microtubule; mitochondrion. NCBI's taxonomy places the organism in Eukaryota, Metazoa, Arthropoda, Insecta, Hymenoptera, Formicidae.